Impatiens glandulifera is the source of this 728-nucleotide messenger RNA. RefSeq lists its product as uncharacterized. Lineage: Eukaryota; Viridiplantae; Streptophyta; Magnoliopsida; Ericales; Balsaminaceae. The record is from RefSeq and is a predicted model, not a curated record. The coding region runs from base 82 to 549 and encodes 155 amino acids. The transcript has 2 exons.
GACCGGGCUUUCUCCUUCGAGACCAAGUAAAACCGGACUCCCCCGGCUUUCUCCCCUCGAAAAUCCACGCGCAGUACAACAAUGGGCAAGCAGAAUCUCCCUGCUGCUGCUUUCGUCGUCUCCUUGUUCCUCUGUCUCCUCCUCCUUCCUAAAUCCUUCUCUUCUUCAUCGCUUCCGAUAACCGCUCAUACAGAGCUGAACAAUCAUGGCUUUCCGAUCGGUCUCCUUCCUUCUAACGUCCUUGAUUACACCGUCAAUAACACCACCGGCGACUUUUCCGUCAACCUCAGCUACACCUGUAAAGUUACUCUACCUCCGGACAACUACCUAGCAACCUACUCUAAGCGAAUCACCGGAAAAAUCAUCGCCGGUAAGAUCGCCGAGCUUGACGGUAUUAGGGUUAGGGCUCUGUUAAGCUGGUGGACCAUCACUGGAAUCAAAAUUAGCGGCGAUGAUCUCGUCUUUGAGGUUGGUAUGGUCAGUGCUAAGUAUCCGUCGAAGAAUUUCAAAGAGAGCCUUGAAUGUGAAGGCAAUCGAUCGUCUUCUUGAACAAAUCUCAUUGAACAACAGCGUGACUCUAGCUGGAGUAUAUGCUAAUAAGAAUACCUAUUAUAUAUGUUGAAGGGACUUGUUGGAUUGUAUUAAAUAUGCAUUUUCUUGUUUUAUGUUAAGUGUUAAGAUUUCUCUAAACUAUAUUAAUUAAUGUUCCAUGAAAUCUUGUCUAAACA